This is a messenger RNA of Spodoptera exigua (beet armyworm), 907 nucleotides long. Lineage: Eukaryota; Metazoa; Arthropoda; Insecta; Lepidoptera; Noctuidae. The record is from the annotation of a GenBank genome assembly.
GUUUGACUUUCGCUCGCCAGCGCACCAGCCAGCUGAAGUGAAGGUGGCAAUAGCGCUAUCAUUUUGUAAUUUUACUUCACGUAGUGUACGUUAAGUGUUUGUGAAUUUCAGUUCAAUACUAAAUAAACAAUCAUGUCGGGUAAGGCUAACAAGGCUUUCACAAAAGAGGAAGAAUUGCUGCUUCAAGAUUUCAGCCGGAAUGUAUCCACGAAAUCUUCUGCCCUCUUUUACGGAAACGCUUUCAUCGUAUCGGCUAUUCCAAUAUGGUUGUUCUGGAGGGUGCAUGCUUUGGAGGUGAGCUCGUCCUUGGCGUGGUUUGCUAUGGUAACGACAGCGAGCACCUGGUUGUUGGCUCUUGCCUACAGGAACACCAAGUUCCAGCUGAAGCACCGCGUAGCUGUGCGCAGAGAAGACGCUGUUGCCCGCGAAAUGGCCCGCAAGCUGGCUGAUGACAAGAAGAUGAGCAGGAAAGAGAAGGAUGAAAGGAUUCUGUGGAAGAAGAAUGAGGUGGCUGAUUACGAAGCUACCACCUACUCAAUCUUCUACAACAAUGCUCUGUUCCUGACCAUUGUCAUCCUUAGCAGCUUCUACAUCCUGCGCUCAUUCACACCUACUGUUAACUACAUUGUAUCCCUGACGGCUGCCUCAGGACUGCUGGCGCUGCUCUCCACUGGAACCAAGUAAGGAAUGCAAGUGUGUAGUGCCAACAGAACAAAAUGAACAUCUACUUUUGUCUGUAGUACUCAAAGUGGCAAGAAUGUGAGUGAGUGAGAUUGUUACAAAAGUUCAGAAGAAAUCCCUCUAUUUUGACGAGGCAAGUGUACUAAACUUUGCAGUUAUUUAUGUGUUUACAUUGAAUAAAUAUAGAGUAAUUUUAUAAUUUAAUUAUAAUAAAAAAGUUUAAAAC